UUCACAAUAAAAAUUCAUGUCAGAUUUUGACAAUUGCAUUGAGAAAAAAACAUAAAAACUUGUGGGCGAAGUAACAAACGCACGCCAAUUGAUUCUCUUCUAAAUAAGGUGUAUUUAAAAGCUUACGAUUUACAAAAUGGCACAAAUGGAUAUAGAAUUAAAGAAGGCUUUCGCCGAAAUGCAAAUUAACAAAAUUGAAACCACAAAAAAGAUGAAUAUGAUUGAUAUGAAAUGUGAUAUGGUCAAGACCGGUAAACAUAAAUAUCAAUUAACAGAAAAGGGGACUAGCGAUUUGACUAAUGACACAAGAGUUUACCUUUCGGUUGGUCGCAUGUUUGUUUUAACAGAUGUUCAAAAUAUGCGUAACGAUUUGAAGCAGAAACAAGAAAAAUGUGAUAAAGCUAUUAUCUUGCUCAACAAAAAGAAGGAGUUCUUAGCAAAAUCACUAAAGGACCAAGAGGAUGGCUUACGUGAACUAGUACAGCAACGCAAGGAUGCUGACUCUACUAAGUAGAAUUUGAGCAUUUAACACUUUGACACCAUAUAUUUAUUAUCGUUCACACAAAAUUGUAUUAGUGCAGUCAUAUAAAUUUAGUUUAUUGAUUUUGAAAAAUUCUUAAUAGCCAAAUACAUUUUUUUUAUAAUUCAAUAAAAUUAUCCAGUU
Molecule: messenger RNA, 664 nt
Organism: Teleopsis dalmanni
Lineage: Eukaryota; Metazoa; Arthropoda; Insecta; Diptera; Diopsidae
Gene: Pfdn1
Product: prefoldin subunit 1
Exons: 3
Coding region: 137-514 (125 amino acids)
Biological process (GO): protein folding
Cellular component (GO): prefoldin complex; cytoplasm
Molecular function (GO): protein folding chaperone
Source: RefSeq, a predicted model, not a curated record